Messenger RNA from Solanum dulcamara, 866 nucleotides. Its product is annotated as peroxisomal membrane protein PMP22. The transcript is spliced from 7 exons. The record is from RefSeq and is a predicted model, not a curated record. NCBI's taxonomy places the organism in Eukaryota, Viridiplantae, Streptophyta, Magnoliopsida, Solanales, Solanaceae. Bases 96 to 653 code for a protein of 185 amino acids. Gene Ontology annotation, cellular component: membrane; cytoplasm.
CUUAGGAAGUUAAUAUAUAGAAAGAUUGUUGAGUAGUGCUAAAUUUCAGUCAACAGGGUUGUUUCUUCAUUCCUUUGAACCUCAGAAUCAAAAUCAUGUCUGAAAUAGUUAAAGAAGCUUGGAAAAAAUAUCUAACUGCACUACAAAUCCAUCCUCUAAGAACCAAGGCAAUCACUGCUGGAGUUUUAGUAGGGUGCAGUGAUGUAAUUGCCCAGAAGAUUUCUGGGAUCAAAAGGCUUCAAUUCAGAAGAUUACUUCUUCUAAUGCUCUAUGGAUUUGCAUAUUCAGGACCCUUUGGCCAUUUCCUUCAUAAAUUGAUGGAUGUUAUAUUUCAAGGAAAGAAGGGUAAUAAAACAAUUGCUAAAAAGGUUUUGUUGGAGCAGUUGACAGCAUCUCCUUGGAACAACUUCUUUUUUAUGAUGUACUAUGGCUUGGUUGUUGAAGGAAGGCCAUGGGGUCUUGUCAAAAACAAGGUUCGAAAGGACUAUCCUUCUAUUCAACUGACUGCAUGGAAGUUUUGGCCAAUUGUUAGCUGGAUCAACUACCAAUACAUGCCCCUGCAAUUCCGCGUUCUAUUCCACAGCUUUGUUGCUUCAUGCUGGGCAAUUUUCCUGAACUUGAAGGCAAGAUCAAUAACAGCUAAGAAGGCCUAGAAGCUGAUGAAGGGUUCAUUUGCAUUUCCUCUCCUUUGUCAAUGGUAGAGGAUUAUGUUAUAAUUUCCGAUGUUUCUUGUGGAAGUUGUUUGCUUGGAAACAUGGUAUAAUAUGUACUGCAGCUUGAGUUUAUUAUGAACUUAAUCGAGCUUCGAGUAUAUCAAAAUUAAAGAAUACAAGUUGUAUCAAUGUUUUUUUUUUUUCUUGCACGAC